Molecule: messenger RNA, 1392 nt
Organism: Gekko japonicus
Lineage: Eukaryota; Metazoa; Chordata; Lepidosauria; Squamata; Gekkonidae
Gene: SUV39H1
Product: suppressor of variegation 3-9 homolog 1
Exons: 6
Coding region: 1-1245 (414 amino acids)
Cellular component (GO): nucleus
Molecular function (GO): histone H3K9 methyltransferase activity; protein binding; zinc ion binding
Source: RefSeq, a predicted model, not a curated record
AUGGCGGAAAAUUUAAAAGCCUGCUCUGUUUGUUGCAAAUCCAGUUGGUCCCAGCUCCAGGAUUUGUGUCGCUUGGAUAAAGUAUGCUGCCCGUCCCUGGGCAUCACCAGGAAAAACCUGUAUGAUUUUGAAGUGGAAUAUCUGUGUGACUACAUGAAAGUCCGGGAUGAAGAAUACUACCUUGUGAAGUGGCGGGGCUACUCUGAAAUGGAAAACACCUGGGAGCCUCGUAAGAACUUGCGCUGCAUCAGUAUCCUCAAGCAGUUCCACCGGGACCUAGAGCAGGCAUUGAUCCGGCGUGGAGACAAGAUGAGAAAGAACUUGCGUUUGCUUGACCCAGGCAUCACCAACUAUCUGGUGCAGAAGGCCAAGCAACGGCAAGCCCUGCAGCAGUGGGAGUACGAGCUCAACGCCAAACGCAAUCACAAGGGACGCAUCAUGGUAGAGAACGAAGUGGACUUGGACGGGCCUCCCCGGGACUUUGUCUACAUCAACGAGUACAAGGUUGGGGAUGGCAUCAUUCUCAACCAGGUGGCUGUGGGCUGCGAAUGCCGAGACUGUCUGCUGGAAGCAGUGGGGGGUUGUUGCCCAGGGGUUUCGCACCAUAAAUUCGCCUAUAACGAGCUGGGCCAAGUGAAGAUCAAGGCCGGCAUGCCCAUCUAUGAGUGCAAUUCCCGCUGCAGCUGUGGGAGCGACUGCCCCAACCGUGUGGUGCAGAAAGGCAUUCGUUAUGACCUCUGCAUUUUCCGGACAGAUAACGGGCGUGGCUGGGGUGUGCGCACGCUGGAGAAGAUCCGCAAGAACAGCUUUGUCAUGGAAUACGUAGGAGAGAUCAUCACAUCAGAAGAGGCAGAGCGACGGGGCCAGAUCUAUGACCGGCAGGGUGCCACUUACCUGUUUGACCUGGACUAUGUAGAGGACGUAUAUACGGUGGAUGCUGCCUACUAUGGCAACAUUUCGCAUUUUGUCAAUCACAGUUGUAACCCCAACCUCCAGGUGUACAACGUCUUCAUUGAAAACUUGGACGAGCGGCUGCCGCGCAUUGCCUUCUUCGCCACUCGCUCGAUCCGUAUUGGGGAGGAACUCACCUUUGACUACAACAUGCAAGUGGACCCGGUAAAUGCAGAGAGCACACGGAUGGACACUAAUUUUGGUCUCAUGGGAGGCCUGACUGGCUCCCCAAAGAAGCGGAUGCGCAUUGAGUGUAAGUGUGGCAUGGAGUCCUGCCGAAAAUACCUCUUCUAGUUUCUUGGCAGUUUUGCUUGGGAGACGUCUGGCCACGCUUGAACUGGAAGGCAAAGAGAUGAACUGGCAGCUGCUGCAAAAUGGCCAUCUAAGAAUGACCGUACCUGCUUAAGAAAACGGAUGAGCGGGACUGUGAACGACAUCAGC